This is a messenger RNA of Beta vulgaris subsp. vulgaris (sugar beet), 1540 nucleotides long. RefSeq names its product eyes absent homolog. Gene Ontology annotation, biological process: cell differentiation; multicellular organism development; positive regulation of DNA repair. Gene Ontology annotation, molecular function: protein tyrosine phosphatase activity. Gene Ontology annotation, cellular component: nucleus. The record is from RefSeq and is a predicted model, not a curated record. The transcript has 6 exons. Bases 215 to 1261 code for a protein of 348 amino acids. Lineage: Eukaryota; Viridiplantae; Streptophyta; Magnoliopsida; Caryophyllales; Amaranthaceae.
AAACGCUCACGGUGACGGUAACGGUAACGGUAACGGUGCCCAACUCAUACGCAAAUUGAAUUCCCUUAGAACCUCCGGAGUCCGGAACCUCUCAUAUCAUACGCAAAGCUCGAAUUGCAGAAGCUCGUUCCAGGUUUUUGUUUUGUUUCUUAGAUGAAUCUACUUGUUUUGUUGCGGAUUUCGGUGUGGAAUUGCGAUUUUUGAGAUCUACUUCAUGGGAUUAUUCAUGCGAUUGGUUUUAUGCUGUUGCUGGAUAGUUCCACUGGUUCCUGAGAAUACCACUAUGAGUGAUUCCAGGGCAAAUGAAUCUGCUAUUGAAAAUGAGAAACGCGUUGCUGAAAAUAUUUCUUGUCGUAGAAAGAUUGUCUACAUUUGGGAUAUGGAUGAGACGCUCAUAUUGCUGAAAUCGUUAUUGGAUGGGACAUAUGCAGAGGCAUUUAGUGGUGUGAAGGAUGUACGGAGGGGAAUUGAUAUUGGAAAAUUGUGGGAAAAAUACAUUCUUGAUGUUUGCGAUGAUUAUUUCUUUUAUGAACAAAUAGAAAGCUACAAUGAGCCAGUUAUUGAUGCUUUGAGCCCAUAUGAUGACGGGAUUGAUCUCUCUGAUUAUGAUUUUAGCCAAGACAACAUUGGUCCUCCCAAAGAUGACCUUAACAAAAGAAAACUUGCAUAUCGUCAUAGGGUCAUAGCACAGAAGUAUAAGCAGGGCUUGCAUUCUAUACUUGACCAGAAGAAAAUUGAACUAUGCAAUGAUCUGUAUGAGAUGACUGAUAGUUACACUGACAGGUGGCUUUCCUCUGCACGGGCCUUGCUGCAGCAUUGUUCAGGUAAUAAGGAAUCCACAACCGUUGAUGAUACGGAGUUCCAAUGCAUUAAUGUCUUAGUGACUGCUGGGUCACUGAUACCAAGCCUAGUCAAAUGCUUACUCUUCAGAAUUGACAGCUUGAUCACUUAUGAAAAUGUAUAUAGUGCAUGGGACGUAGGGAAGCUUCGUUGUUUCACGUGGAUCAAAGAGCGUUUUAGUGGGCCUGAUGUGCAGUUCUGUGUGAUUGGGGAUGGAUGGGAAGAGUGUGAAGCUGCUGAGUUUCUGAGGUGGCCAUUUGUGAAAAUCGACCCAAAACCAGACGGCCUCCACAGGUUCCCUGGUCUCACUCAAGUAACUAUAGGCCAUUAUCUCUCUGUUGCUUAUGGACGUUCUGAUGCUGAAGCUGGAGAUCAAGGCACUAGCACCACUUCCACUGUGACACAGACAAAGCUUCUAUGAGAGCUAAUCUUGUACAGAUCAAGUCUAUAUGUUUAACCUGUUGUACGAAGUUGAUUUUUUGGUCACACAAACAUUUUUCUUCAUUAUUGGAAUUGUUCAGCAUUUAGGCAUUUCCUUUUUUGUUGAUUAUCUUGAAAUCUCUAUUACUUACAAAUGGACAAUAUCUACAAACGGCGGGCAACGAAGGAACACAGUUAAAUCUUAUAGGUUAUGUAAUAUGUUCCCUUCAUCUACUGUAUUUCAUAUACUUUUUUAAUGAUUACAACUGAUUUUUGUCGA